Messenger RNA from Xiphias gladius (swordfish), 5822 nucleotides. RefSeq lists its product as uncharacterized. Bases 109 to 4902 code for a protein of 1597 amino acids. The transcript has 8 exons. Gene Ontology annotation, biological process: cell differentiation. Lineage: Eukaryota; Metazoa; Chordata; Actinopteri; Istiophoriformes; Xiphiidae. The record is from RefSeq and is a predicted model, not a curated record.
GUGCUUUUCACGGAAAUGCUUCACCUGAAGUUUGCCUCCGGACAGUGAAAGUUUGGAGCUGGAGAGGAAGGACGCGGCGGGGAGACGCUUCAAAUGGAGAGAGGGUGAAUGAGCCCAUCUGGUUCAUUGAAGUCUCGCAAGGCCGUAUCUCCAGUUCCAGGUGGUAUGUCAAACCGUGACUCGCUGGGGUUUGGGGACCUGCUUCCGCAGGAUGUGGUUCAGGUUUUUGCCCAGGAGAAGCACAGCAAAAGGGGCCGCAAGAAGCGCAGUCACUCCCUUGGCCGGGCUCUGGGCUGGCUGAAGGGCAAGAAGAGGAAGGAUCUUGGCGCUAAUGGGCAAAACCUGGGUCUAGGUCCUGCACUUGACUUGGCCUUGGAUGGGCAUUCUGCUGGGCAUCAGGGUGGACACAAGGGAGGGCAGAGGUCAGGAAGACAGACACAUCCACACGGAAACAGUCAUGCUGUCCCAAAGCGAGAUGAUGAUGACAAGGCCCCGGCACCCCUGCUGCUCCAGGAGAAUGUGUUCAUUGAGGCCAGCAGGCCCAAGUACCUGGAGGACCUUCACACUGAGGCCCUGGAGGGAUUGAAAAUGAUGCAGCAGGAAGAAACCAAUAAUGGAGUGGAAUACCAGGAUAAUGAAAGCACAAUUUCCACAAUGACGGUCCAAACAGAUGGAGAAGGUGGAGGUUUUAUGACAGACAGCACCAUUCCUGACACAUCCUCUGUCGUCUCUGUACAAUCAUCUGUGUCCACAAGAUCGUCCCGCUCUGGACUCACCAGGCAAGGAUCAACGUUCAGGCCCUUGAACUCUGGGAAGAAGACUGAAAAGACUAAAAGGAGAAGACACAGGAGGACUGUUGUGGGUAUCCCACAACAUGUUCAGAGAGAGCUGGGGUUGGAUAGAGUGGGCUGGACAGUGACUCAGAAGUUAGAUGAGGAAAACCUUUAUAAUGGUGAGACAGAUGACAGCUCCACCACUGAUGGCCCACAGCAGGCAACAGAGUCACAAAAAGGAGCCAGUGCCGGCCUUCAGGAUAAGGUCAUCCAGUCCCUAAACAAAGACCGGGUCGAGCAGUUAAGUGCCACCCAUGCUGGUCAUAGGGACGACCUGGCCCUAUUGCACCGUCUUGGUCCUGACUUGUCAGGUGGACAGAGGCCCCGGUCCCUGGCUGUUCCCUGGAUGACCACUGCCAACAGCCUCCAGCAGGAGCCGCCCAGUCCCGUCAUGUCCAUGUCACCCCAAGCUGCUUACAUGUCCAAAAUCAUUCCCAAUGCCGUGUUGCCACCAUCCAUCGAGGUGGUAGAAAUCAGCCGUGGACGGAGUCGCAGCAGCCUCCGCACUGUCAGCAAGAGCAGCCUGCUGCUCUCCAGCCCAGCCCCCUCCCGUGCUUCCUCUAGAGCAUCUUCAUCCAGAACCACCUCCUCCAGAGCUUCCACCAUCACCUCUGCCUCCCGCUACAACCCCCCCAAUCUGUCUGACAGCUCUUGUUGGAGCAACUCGGAGUCCUCAGAGACCUUAGUGUCUGACUCCUCAACCAUCUCCAGCGGAAGCGGCCACAGGCAGAGGACGUCACAGGACGGAGAUGCUUCUGCUAGAGAGGACAAAUUCAGUGUUCACUCCUCUAUCAGCGGGGCUUCCAAAUGCACGUCUAAUGGAAAGCUCAGUCGGAAAGCAGACAUGAUCAAGAGAGAGGGGCAGUUCACACGUAGCCUCUCUGUCAUGAAGCCGAAGAAGGCUCCUCCUCCUCCAAGCCGCUCCUAUUCUCUCCACAAUAAGAUGAAGCGACGAUCGCGUGAUCUAGCAGAGGUUAGGGUAAUUUCAGGGGAAUCUUCUCUCCAUAGGAUCUCAACCUCAGGUCAGGAAAAUAAAAAAAACAAAUUGGGAUCUUCUCCUAUGCCCUCCAGAAUCGUAGACAGCCCUGGCUACAGUGCUGACACCAGUUCUCUGGACGACUCUACAGGCUCUAUGUCGUUCAGUCCCAUUAAAUCCCAGGCACUAAAGGCAGAGGAAGCUGCCAAUGUUGAGGAAAAAGUUUCCAGAGAUGCUUCACAAGAGAAGAAGGAACCACUUAAGGAAAAUAAGCUAAGCAAAAUAAUCUCCCCGUCCAGUGGCUACUCUAGCCAAGAUGCCACAUCCCCACAGCUUUCUAAACAGCCUCACAGCUCAUCUCCAAGGCACAAAAGAGGCAUCUUAGCAAAGCUUCAAAGGUUAUUUCCUGGGUCCACUUCUGCUGGUUCAGCUCCAUCCCCUCUCACACAGCCAGAGGCUCCUGAAAACACUAAAUCCACUGGGGAUCCUAAACCUGACUCUGUUGACACAGUCGGCAUCAGUGCCUCUGUAAGGACCUUGAGAGAACUCUUCAACAUCCCUCCGCCACCUAAAGUCCACGCACCUCCACCCCCUCCUCCAGAGGUAUGGGCUCACAACAAGCGUACCUUUGAGUUGCUGCUGGGACCCCCGGCACCUGACAACGUGUAUGCUAUCAUAAAGAAGAAUCCAAAGGACAGGAGACAACAGAGGCAGUGCCCCUCUGCAUCUACAGAGGGCUCUGUGAAGAGCUUGGUGAUAGAAAGAAAACACAAGGAUCCUGCUAUAACAGUGGAGUCGAUUAAUGGAUCCCUAAACGUAUUGGAGAGAAAGAAAGCUCAAGAUAGUGUGAUUUUGAAUGCAGAGACUUAUAAAGAGAACAAUGAAAGACUGGCUGAGAAUGUAGACUUGAAAGGAAAUAGCAAAGUGACAGAAAAAGAUGAGAAAGUAAGAGUAAGUGACAUAUUAAAUGGGAUGUUAGUGAAGGCUGUAGAGAAACGUGAAGACAGGCUGGCAGCAAUGAGAGAAGAAGAAGCCAAAAAGACAUCCACAGAAGCUACAGGGGUAAAGACAAACAUGGAUACCUUACCUGCCAUUUCAUUAUUACGCAUUUCUCCAUCCCCCUCUUCACCGGUGUCGCACCAUCCUCCCCAACCCCUUGCCAAACAGACCACAGUAGUUGCUUCUGUCACAUCAGCAGGAACUGCUGUGUCCCCUGAGUCAUCCUGGCCUCCACCACCUCCACCAAUGGCACACAUGGGCAACGGUGGGCCUGAUGACAUAGAUUUUCCCCUUCCGCCUCCCCCAUUGUUUGGUGAGGUAGGGUUAGACAUACCAGUUCAGGUGCCACCAGUGAGGUUCGUUCCUGGUAGUGACUCUUCUCGUACAACUACAUCUGUUGUGUCAGUGGUGAAAACAGAAUGCAUUAAGGAGACAUCAGAGGCUGAACCACAGAUGUCCAGUUCAUCCCAGGGGAUUGCACCUCCACCACUGAGUAUCCCUCCUCCCCCACCCUAUACAGCUCCCCAUCCACCAGCUAAAGCAGUUUCCCCUCCAACGAUUAAAAAGGUCUCUCCACAACCAAAAGAGGUCUUUCCACCACCACCUACAGAGGUUUCUCCUCCACCACCUACAGAGGUUUCUCCUGUGAUGCUCAAAAAGUCCUCUCCUCCUCUGGUUCAAGAACUCCCCCCUGCACUUGUUAAAGAUGUCUCCCCUACAGAGGUUAUCGAGGUCUCCCCUCUGCCUCCUAAAGAGAUCGCCAUUCCAUCUAGUGAAGACGUUGCUCUUCUGUCUCAAGAAGAUGCCUCUCAAUCUUCUGUGGAAGCAACACUUGUUAGCAGGCUCAAUCCACCACAGAGUAUUCCACCACCACCAUCCCUACUGUCACAACCCCAGUUGUCAGAGCAGGAUAUUCAUCUUUCACAAGAGAACAUCCCAUCAGAAUCUGAAACUAACCCAGUUUCAUCUAACAGUAUUCUCACUCUCCCGCAGAGUGUUCCACCUCCACCUCUCAUAGAGCUUCUGCACCAACCUCAGGUUGUACCCUCAAACACUGAUGGUCCAGCAACCGACAAAGCCCCACUUUCGCUACCAUCCAAAGUCUCAGAACCACCAGCCACUGAAAUGUCUCCUUCAACUGAAAAGGCUCACGAACCUGAUCCUUCUUCACCUGUAAACAUUCCUUUACCUCCACCUUUACCUGUGCAGGGUCUUUCCAGUAUUAAGCACCAGCCUAGUCUUGCAGGCACAGAAAACCAAAGCCAAGAGCUGACCCCGGCCCGUGUUAUACAGGAGGAGCCCACUCCCAUUGUCACCCCCUCACUCCUGCAGAUGGUCAAACUGCGGUCCAUCAACAGCAGUCCUGAGCCCCCUAAAGCUCAAGAGCAACUACAGGCUGAGGUCACAAUGCGGAAAAAGCAGCCCAGCAAUCAGGUCCCAACCUCAUCUGCCUGUGGAGAAGCCCCUCAAAAGCCAAUCAGAAGGUCUCUGAUAAUGACCUCUGCCACAGCCACUUCUCCACCUGUCAUAGUCACUUCACAACCAGCUCUGCCCAAGACCCCAUCUCUUGUGGCUCCCUCUACAUCUUCAUCCACACUCAGCUCCCCUACAAAAAAGUCUCCUCCUGCCAUGACUGCCUCUCGUUCCAUGAACCUACAGGAGGCCAUCCGUCUGAGGACAGCGGCAAGAUCAAAAGAAAGCCCUGCAUCUUGCCUCAGCCUGCACUCACCUACAUCACCAAUAGACCUCCAUAAGUCCCCCUCUGGCACAGCAAGCUUUAUUUUCUCCAAGAGCAACAAGAAAGUGGUGAUUGAGACCAAGCAGGUGCCAGAGGACAAGGCAAGUGUAAAGAAUAACCUGGAGGUUUCCUCUGUAUCAAAGGUGGUGAGUGAAGCAGAGUCGGUGAAGAAGGAAGGCAAGGUGCCACCACCUGUAGCAAAGAAACCCAAAUCAAAGGCCAAACAGAAUGAGACCAGUGAAGGGACGGAGCAAACUGCAGGACAGGAAGUACAAAAAGAGAGUGUCCAGGAUUCUGCAGAGAAGACAAAUGGGACAGCAGGUACUGUUGAGGGAGGAGAGACACCAUCGUCAUGACCGAAAGACUGAAGAUGACCUGGAAGGACUUACCAAUAACACUGAAUUCACUGCAAGUUUGUCUUUGUGUGUGAGAGACAAGAACCUGGAUUUGGAGAGAUGAGAUGCUUAUUUCUAAAACUGCAUUUUGAAACAUUCUGGAUUUUAUAGAAAAUCCUUUGAAUUUGAUGUUAAUGGUGUGGGUCUUAAUGUACACAUUUUUCAUUUUACUAACAAUAAAUUGUUUCUUUUCUUUUGCCAGAGAGCAUUCUGAGUUUUACUGUAGCGAGAGAUGGGAGUAUACCGCCCUCUAGUGUCGAACAAUGAUUGUACCACUUAUGUCCUGCUGAAUCAGAGCUAGUAGUCAGUACUCUCAACAUUGGGACUUUUGGGUGCUCAUCUGUAAAUACAGCAACAUUUUGUACAUUUACUAUAUCCAGUAAUGAUGGAUAUGUGCUAUAGCGUUCUGUUCUGUAUUUUUCCCCCAAAGAGUUUCCACACCAGAUAUUUGUUAAAAAAAAUAUUAAUUAUCUUAAGUUAUUUUUCCUGUCAUGUUCAGUUCAUGUUCAGAGAAGAGUCUCUACAUGACAGAAUGUCUUCUUUGCAAUGUUGUAUUAACCUUGAUAUCAUCAUAUGGAUCAAAUUUGUUUAUGUAGGUUUAAAUCCUAUCCAAAUUUAUGUUUUUCUCAAAAAAAAUACCAUGUUAUUUUUUGAUUCAAAGCUAUCUAUGCGCAUAACUGAUAACAGACAUGGCAAGUAAUACUGGAAUUGUUAUUUUCGAACACAUUUUCUGCUUUUAGUUACUGAUAAUGGAGGCUUUGCCUUUCUAAUAUUAUGGCUCAAACAGUGGGAUAUUUCUGUGUUGAACUAUAAUUAUGUCACAAAGACAAUGUAAUAAAUGAUCUAUAAUGAAAAGAAUAAAGAUUUAUGGACAAAUGGAA